AUGACAAUCGAAGCCGCCGAGAACCUGGCCGAGGAUGAUUUGCUCCCGGCGGCUCUUGUGUGUCGCCACCUGGGCCACAGCACCAGAACGUUAAAGCACAUUCAGCUGAUGAAUAUCCUCCAUAGCUACCGAGUUUCUCCGUAUUCGCUUGGAAAUGGCGGGAGACGCCAUCUUGUGAUCCAGGGUGAUCAGACCUCCGGGAAAUAG
Penicillium atrosanguineum is the source of this 207-nucleotide messenger RNA. RefSeq lists its product as uncharacterized. NCBI's taxonomy places the organism in Eukaryota, Fungi, Ascomycota, Eurotiomycetes, Eurotiales, Aspergillaceae. Bases 1 to 207 code for a protein of 68 amino acids. The record is from RefSeq and is a predicted model, not a curated record. The transcript is spliced from 2 exons.